CAAAUCAUCAAAUGUCAGAAUUUUAUUGAGGUUAUAAUUUCAAUAAUAACAUAAUUUUGUACAAAUAAUUUUUUUAAGAUUAUUUUCUGUAUCGUAUAAUGAAUCUUAUACGAAGAGGGUUAUCUCUGGUGUCCGCAGGAAUAAGGACUCAAUAUGCAACAAUUACAGCGCCCACCUCGUCGGCAGUGAAGCCGCCAGCACUACCAUCUUUAUUUCCAACACCUGGACAGUCCCUGUUAUCCAGAACCAUGGCGUCGCUAGCACAAAUGCACCGCACAGGCCCGCACAUCAAACUCAGGAAGUCAAGGAACCCGCUCAAUGGAAACCCCUUUGCUAAGGGUGUCGUCCUAAAGACCCUCAUUAAGAAGCCUAAAAAGCCAAACUCAGCCAACCGCAAGUGCGUGCUGGUGCGUCUGUCAAACGGCAAGGAAAUGGUCGCCUACGUGCCAGGCAUCGGACAUAACCUUCAGGAACACAAUAUUGUUCUGGUUAGGGUGGGGAGAUUAAAGGACUGCCCCGGAGUGAAGCUAAAGUGCGUCCGCGGCGUGCACGACCUGCCACACGUGGUCAAACCUAAACCUUAAACCAACCUGUAUAGCUUAC
Cydia amplana is the source of this 603-nucleotide messenger RNA. It is a transcript of the gene mRpS12, whose product is annotated as small ribosomal subunit protein uS12m. The transcript has 5 exons. Gene Ontology annotation, molecular function: structural constituent of ribosome. The record is from RefSeq and is a predicted model, not a curated record. NCBI's taxonomy places the organism in Eukaryota, Metazoa, Arthropoda, Insecta, Lepidoptera, Tortricidae. Gene Ontology annotation, biological process: translation. Gene Ontology annotation, cellular component: small ribosomal subunit; ribosome. The coding region runs from base 99 to 584 and encodes 161 amino acids.